Gopherus flavomarginatus (Mexican gopher tortoise) is the source of this 2994-nucleotide messenger RNA. It is a transcript of the gene CXXC4, whose product is annotated as CXXC finger protein 4. The coding region runs from base 613 to 1680 and encodes 355 amino acids. NCBI's taxonomy places the organism in Eukaryota, Metazoa, Chordata, Testudines, Testudinidae. The record is from RefSeq and is a predicted model, not a curated record. Gene Ontology annotation, cellular component: nucleus. The transcript has 3 exons. Gene Ontology annotation, molecular function: methyl-CpG binding; zinc ion binding.
CACAGCGACUGGAGACGGACCGAGAGCAACGCGCAGGGAGAGACCACCGAGCACACAGCCAGGCGCUCUCACACAUACACAUACUCACCCAGUGCCUGCUCUUUCCUCUCCCUCCCCCCGUCCUCCUCCUCCCUUUCUCUCUGCAACAAGGGGGGGAAAGCCACUUACAGGUAUUUGUCUAGUGGCUCGGCGUCUUUAUUUUUUCCCACCCACCCCCCUUCACAGUUUGUUUACAAGUAUCAAAGUUGUAAUUGAGGAGCUGCCAAGACACAUCUGGAUAUUUCUUCUUCUUUGUGCUAGGGAGUGAUGUGCAACUAAUUAAAGGCAGACAGGCUGGUAGCGUCUGCAAUUUCCAGCCCCCCAAAUAAAGAGACUGUUGUCACAGUUCCUGGGAGAAUGCAAACGAAGAGGCUGCCUGACAAUUUGCCGUCUGCAGAAAUGUACCCCACAGAGGAUUAACAUCCCCCCUCCCCCUCCAUCCAGCACCCGACCCCAUCCCUCCCACCCAGACGACGGCUCCUGUGGCCCUCCGCCCUGCCCUAUCCUGCCCCUCACUGGUGUCCCCCCCCUCCACCCUUUCUCCCCCUGCCACCCCAGCAUCCCAUUGCCACCAUGAACACCAACGUGUGCGUGGAGAGCGGCCCCAACCCCGAGGCCCCGGGGCUGCCCAAGGAUAACCACCUGCCCGAGGGGGCCCUGAACAGCCUUGUGGAUUACAACUCGGAGAUGGAGCGCUACCGCUCCUUCGCCACCUUCUACAAGACCAACGGGGGCGCCUUCCCCCAGGCGGCCAAGAUCGCUCGCAUCACCACCCCCAUCUUCCCCAGCGCCGCCGCCGCCGCCGCCGCCCGCAUCGGCAUGUCCCCCUGGAACUGCGAUAGCGCCACGGCCGCCGCCGCCACCGCCAUGCUGUGGGGCAGCGGCGGCGGCGGCAACACGGUCCCCGGCGGCGCGGCUGGUGCAAGGAAAUCCUCCUCCUCCGCCUCCUCCGCCGCCGCCGCCUCCGCCUCGCUGCACGCCGGCAGGAGCAGCAUGCACCAUCGGAACGAGUCCCAGCGGCUGGGCAAGCCUGGCUGCGCGCCAGCCGAGCAGCCCGCGUUGCAAAUGGCAAAUAAUAAUUUCCUCUCCACCUUAUCCCCCGACCACUGCAGACCUCUGGCUGGGGAAUGCAUGAACAAGCUCAAAUGCGGCGCUGCUGAAGCAGAGAUAAUGAAUCUCCCCGAGCGCGUGGGGACUUUUUCCGCUAUCCCGGCUUUAGGGGGCAUCUCAUUACCUCCAGGGGUCAUCGUCAUGACAGCCCUUCACUCCCCCGCAGCAGCCUCAGCAGCCGUCACAGACAGUGCGUUUCAAAUUGCCAAUCUGGCAGACUGCCCGCAGAACCAUUCCUCCUCCUCCUCGUCCUCCUCCUCCCUGGGAGCCGCCGGAGGAGGGGGGGCGGGCGGAGGAGGAGGCGGGGGAGGAGGGGCAGGCAACCCUGCCAAGAAGAAGAGGAAAAGGUGUGGGGUCUGCGUGCCCUGCAAGAGGCUCAUCAACUGUGGCGUCUGCAGCAGCUGCAGGAACCGCAAAACGGGACACCAGAUCUGCAAAUUUAGGAAAUGUGAAGAGCUAAAGAAAAAACCUGGCACUUCACUAGAGAGAACACCUGUUCCCAGCGCUGAAGCAUUCCGAUGGUUCUUUUAAGCAGUAGUAUAUCUUAUUUUCAAGGCAGUCCGAAGUGAAUGGCAAGCUAAAGUCUUGUUUUAAGAAACUGCUUAGUCCACCAUUGAAGAAUAUACUCAGAUACUAUUUUCAUUUAUGUAUAGGGGUUUCCUCAAAAACAAAACUUAAACAAUCUGGAAGCCUGGGGAAUUGGCCAGUUUAUUCACAUUCAGUACACUGAAUCUUUAUUUGAUGUAACUUAGCUAUACUAGUGAAGUUGUUGUCUAUUUUUAAAGUGGCUGUAAAAAAACAAAAAAGUUUGGGUAAACCCCUGCUGUAAAAUCAUGUAUCUUUGAAAAGUAACAUAUCUAUACUUCAUUUUCAGAUAUAUGUGUUUCGGUACUGUAAACUGUACAGAUAGCAGCUUGUAUUUUGUGUGUUUAGACACAAGGAGACAAUCAUGUCUGAGCAUCUAUGGAGAUUAAAAGUUUGUACACAACAGUGUGGUUCUGCAAGUUAAAUCUGGAGCAAUAAAUUCUAGCUUUAAAUAUUAUUUUGCUGGCUGUUUAGAAGCAGCAGCAGCAGCAGCAGCAGCACUGUUUUACCAUGCAUCCUUCCAUAGAGACUUGAUGCCAAGUGUUACAAGAUUAAAAGAUUAUGUUGCAUCUAGCAAUUACCUUCAGUUGUAUUGUUGUAAGAGGGGAGACAUAAAAUCUAAAAUUAAUCUUUUUGAGCACUAUUUUAGAGUAGUGGUUGUGCACUUGCAUUGCUUCCAAAAGAGCUUUACAGAAGGGUAUCCGUCCAAAGUAACACAGCGUAGCUGACUUGCUUUUGACUGUGCUGUAAAGUGAAAUGCACAGUAUAGAUGGACAUGCGGAAUCAGUCAUUUUAUAUAUAGCAUGUUCCAGCAUACAGAAUGAAAAGAGUACCAUAUCUGAGAAAAAUCUAUGACUCAAUGUAUUUACCUUCCCACUAAGAGUUGCUAUGUAGGUUUUUUCAAUAGAUGGAAUAAAAAUUUUAUAAAAUAUGUGAAAAUAUUUUCGCUCCAUGUGCAACAUUUAAGGAUUAGGCUAGUUUAUAAAUUUAGACAGGCUUGGAUCUCUCCUGCAGUUGUGAAGGCCAUGAGAGCCUGGGUAUUUUUUAAGUAUAUAAGAAAACCCCACAUUUUUUUCAACUAGUGACUAUUUGUCCCCACACAUCUUUCUUUGUCCACUAAUCUUGGGCUUGCUGAAUCACUGGUCCCCCGGGCCUAUGUAUACAGAACAUUUACUCCUCAUAAAGGCAGAACAUGGAGUUACAUAAUUCAGAUGUAAUAUAAGGAUAUGGAGGAUACUGAGUUUACGUACACUUCAUACA